This is a messenger RNA of Fonsecaea erecta, 411 nucleotides long. RefSeq lists its product as hypothetical. The record is from RefSeq and is a predicted model, not a curated record. NCBI's taxonomy places the organism in Eukaryota, Fungi, Ascomycota, Eurotiomycetes, Chaetothyriales, Herpotrichiellaceae. The transcript has a single exon. The coding region runs from base 1 to 411 and encodes 136 amino acids.
AUGCCUCUAUCACUGAUGGAGCCCCUCAGCAGACCGCCGUCGCGCGAUCUCACACCAUCCCGACGCCUGUCUCGCGAAGAAACAUAUCACCUGGCCGACACUGCACGGAGGAAGUCAUCGGACAGACUCGUCCGCGAGGAUCUCCGCCUGAAACUCAGCCAUGGCCACCUACUAGAACUACUUCUCCAAGACAUCGCCCGAACAGAGCGAGAACGUCAAACAUCACCAACCGACGAAAAGUACUUGAUGCCACAGGAGAGAAAACGACCGUCGUCGGAAGGAAAGACAUCUUCCCACGCCGACCUGGAAUUGGUGGACGAUUAUGGAUUUCCGCUGGAGCUGGAAGACGGCGAGGAAGACCUGGGAGAGUUGUCGUUAACAAGGACGCAAUCGCGAAGGCCCGUGAGAUGA